Lates calcarifer (barramundi perch) is the source of this 1015-nucleotide messenger RNA. It is a transcript of the gene cenph, whose product is annotated as centromere protein H. The coding region runs from base 232 to 951 and encodes 239 amino acids. Gene Ontology annotation, biological process: kinetochore assembly; mitotic spindle organization; chromosome segregation. The record is from RefSeq and is a predicted model, not a curated record. Lineage: Eukaryota; Metazoa; Chordata; Actinopteri; Centropomidae. Gene Ontology annotation, molecular function: kinetochore binding. Gene Ontology annotation, cellular component: kinetochore; nucleus. The transcript has 10 exons.
GUUUCCAUCUGAAACUCACUGAUGUAAACAAAACCACCGUCCAAGUGACAGUAAACAAAACUUUAUCUGCUGACAGCCGCUGAAAGUUUUUGACAAGUUAUCGUCAAAGUUUCAACUAACUAGCAGUCGUAGUUAGUGGCUAACGUACAGCAGUCUUUUUCAAUUUAGAUCUACCGGCAACGUUAAGAUCAAUUUAACAAGAUCCUUUCCAGGCACCUUCACUUUUCUCUGAUGGACCCAUCGGACAAUGUGGGAAACCUCAACCACACGAUGGAGGCUGUGGGACUUAAUGAUGGUCCUGUUCCUAAUGGCUCCACCGGACAGAAAGAUACUUCGCCUACAGACAUGUUGAGAAUAAAACAGCAAAUGUCCAACCAGUGCUUUGAGAUGGCCGUGCAGCUUCAAACAGGAAAAAGUAAGAGAUCGUGCAGCACAUCUGAAGCUGAGAGAGACUUACCAGAUUAUGUCAAUGAACUGGAAAGAGUCAAAACGGAUCAUUUCAACAGCACAAUGACACUGCACAGAAUGCAGAUGUGGCAUGCUAUUGGAGAAAAGCUGAAACAGAAUGAUUUGGAGGCUGAUGCACUGAAAGCUGCAAGCGACCGCUGCAUGGCUCUUUGUUCACGUAUCAAACAACUUCAGAGGGAGUCAAGAGAUCUUCAAGGUGAAAUUACAGAAACGCAAAAGAAGAGACUCGAGAUGAAACGGCUCACACAUGAGAAAAUGAAAGAGAUGGAGGAGCUGACGUCGAAGAGAGAGGACCCAGAUACAGAGAAGUACAAAGCAGCGCUGGAGAAAGGCCGAGCGAACCUGGAGAAAUAUAAAAAGAUGGCCAUCAUGACACAAAACGUCCUUAGGGGCAUCCUCUUGGCCUGUAAAGUCAACUGGCUGGAUGAUCCUCAACUUCGAGACAUCGUCAUGACGCUGGAGGAGUUUCCUACCUCUGACUAGAGAAGGAAUUUAUUCAUAUUUAUAUGUUUCUGUACUGUCUAAUCGAAUAAAACUGUUAAAACCA